This is a messenger RNA of Lachancea fermentati, 1728 nucleotides long. The record is from the annotation of a GenBank genome assembly. Lineage: Eukaryota; Fungi; Ascomycota; Saccharomycetes; Saccharomycetales; Saccharomycetaceae.
AUGAAACUGCUGAAAGACCUCACAAUAUCGCGAAAAGAAUUUGCAGAUUGGACGAGAAACUUAGUAUGGAGUCGCGAUGGAACUUUGUUCCUGACUACUUACCCAGAACUCACAGUUUGUUUACCAGUGUAUAAUAAACAGAUUGGCAGAAGCAGUAAAGAUCUCUUUCAUGUCAAAGAAUAUCCACUAUCGCUACCAAAUAAAAUAGAAUAUGAGCUUACUGAAGAGAAUACAAUGUUGAACUCGCAACCCGAAUCCUUCGUUAAACUUUGCAAACCAUCUCCGGUUGAUGACUUACUAGCAAUUAUGACCAAUAAUGGAAAUGUUUGUGUUUUCAGAGAGCGACGGCUAAUUGUGGAAAUUGAUGAGCCCAAGAAGUCUUUGAAGAAAAGAACAUAUCACUCAAUGGCAUGGAGCCCUGAUGGCAAUUUUUUCGCUGUUGGGAAUGAAGAUGGUGAUCUAGUUAUCUUUUCGGUAUCAAGAAGUUCAGAUAAAGUGGACUUCUCGCUUAAGACAGCAAUCAAUUUGGAUGAAAAUAAUUCUGAGUGGGUUUUGGGAAUUGAAUGGAGUCAAAAUGCAAUAGUUGUUCAUUUAAGUGAUAAUUCGGUACAUGUUGUGAAACAGGACUUUUCUUUCAUGAAGGUAAAAGAAUCUUCGCGAUUCAGGGUCACAGAUGUCCGAGUUAUAAACAAUGACGCUUUUAUAACAAGCACAGGAUUUUUGCACAAAAUCAGCUUGAAGGAUAACUUUUCAACUUUUGUAGAAGUUGGAAUAUGUGACGAGUUUUACAUUCUGCCAGUCAAAUCGCAAAAUGCUGCAGUUUUGAUUUCUAAUAAAACGAGUUACAUGGUUGACCUGGAGAAAGAAAUGACUAUUCAUACGGAUAGCAUAAUAUCCCCUCACCUGGAAGGAAAAUUUAAAAAAUGGAAUAACGUUUUCAAUGAGUUUAAUAAAUAUGAAACUAAUUUAUUCAUUUAUGGCUUGGCUGUAUCUCCCGAUGAAGCAUCCGUGGCAAUAUUAUACAACAUAGAUAGGGUAUCUAUUCGAUACAGAAUUGCGUCAGAGCUACAAUAUCGAAUAUGUUUCAUUCCCUUGAAUGAGAAAUGGUUCAUUUCUCAAGAAACCACUGGCUUGGCUUGGUAUCAAAAUUUCCACAUAUAUGACUCGAGACUUCCAGAGGAUUCGAAUAUAAACAGUUAUACUGAACAGUUGGACGCAGACGUCGACUUUGAAUUGUUUCUUCGCCGUCUCUUAAAGGAUAAUGAUAUUAACAAAUCAAGAUUUUUGAAUUUUGUUAAUGAUAGGAAAGAAAACAAUAAAUACAGAGAGGCAAUAUUCAGAUACGCCGAACAAAAUAAAGAUGCUAUUGAUAAUCCACUGGAUAAAGCUUGCGUCCAAUCCCUUGCAAAUAUAUUAAAAAAACCAAGUCCAAUCCAUUCUGAGGUGGUAUUAAUCAAAAGUGACUUCAUCUCGGAAACAUUCAGAUUCGAUAAUAACUUCGAUCCUGAAAUAAUCACAUCUGAGGAAGGUCACACUUGGAGACGUUGCUCAGUCACUCUCCUGCCGCUGUUGACAACAAAGGUAAAAAUCUGUCCAGUCAGUGCGCAACGAAUAAUCAAUAUUAGACAAGAUAUCCAUAAUGAUUAUGGGUGGUUUACGGGAACAAUUUUGAAAGUUUUAAAUAACGAAAGUAUUUACAGUGGAACAAAGAUGCUAAAUGCAGAAUGA